This is a messenger RNA of Hemiscyllium ocellatum (epaulette shark), 1422 nucleotides long. RefSeq names its product Scm polycomb group protein like 4 (gene scml4). The coding region runs from base 45 to 1319 and encodes 424 amino acids. The transcript is spliced from 8 exons. The record is from RefSeq and is a predicted model, not a curated record. NCBI's taxonomy places the organism in Eukaryota, Metazoa, Chordata, Chondrichthyes, Orectolobiformes, Hemiscylliidae. Gene Ontology annotation, molecular function: protein binding.
ACAGCACUGCUACUCCCUCACCACUACAAUCUGAAGAGAGUGAAAUGCAGUCUGCAAUGAAAGUGGCUUCAGAGCAUACACCAGGGCGAAGAGGAAGGAAACCAGGAAGAAAACGGAGACAGGAGCUCCUUCAGUCAGCUUUUAAACUAGCUGUGCAAAAUGUUGUGGCAGCUCCAUCUAAAAUUGUUUUACCGCUGAAAAUACCCAAAAAGAGAGGACCAAAGCCUGGAAGCAAGAGGAAGCCUCGUAUUCCACCAAAUCCUCCACCCAUCUCGCCCACCUUAAGCACUCCAGAGCCAGAUACCAGCACCAUCCCCCAGGAUGCAGCGACCGUUCCCAGCUCAGCGAUUUCGCAAGCACUGACAGUUUGCAUAUAUGUCAACAAACAUGCCUGUGCUGGGCCACAUCUUGAUAAGAAGAAGUUGCUGCAGCUACCAGACCAUUUUGGCCCUGCCAGAGCAUCCAUGGUCCUUCAACAGGCUGUCCAAGCAUGCAUUGACUGCGCCUAUCAACAAAAGGCAGUAUUUUCAUGUCUGAAGCAAGGCCACGGAGGAGAGCUGAUAUCAGUCACAGCAUCGUUUGAUGGAGAACAGCACACACUGAGUCUGCCAGCAGUCAACAGUAUUGUCUUCAUUCUGCGCUUCCUGGAGAAUCUAUGUCACAGUUUGCACUGUGACAAUCUAUUCAGCAGUCAACCAUUCACCAUGUACAAUGCAACUUCUCAGACACCUGUGGAAUAUGUACACGAGAGAAUGCACACAGAAUCUGUGAUACCAGAGGAUGACCUCAUUGGAACUAUAGAAACCAGGUAUAGUGUGGACUCAAUGGAUUCUCCUGUGCACUUGAUGAAUCCCUCCAGCCCAUCAAGGCGUAACUCUGGAGAAUACAGGAGUGCAGGGUCUGCACCCUAUAACUACCGCUCAUCCUAUCAGUCUUCCAAUGGACCUCCUUCAGCAGGCCUGCGGCGCCUCUCCUCCAGCCCAGGUGCAGGAGGGACCUUUUAUGAAUCAAAAGGAAGAAGUAAUACAGCAUCCAGUCCUGCCUCAGGCUCUGAACGACACAUGCUUUCUCAGGACUCUCUACGGUCAUUGAGCAGGCAUCCAUCUACCUGGACUGUGGAAGAUGUGAUGCGUUUUGUCAGAGAAUCUGACCCUCAGGCUUUGGGUCCACAUGCCGAGCUUUUCAGAAAACAUGAGAUUGAUGGCAAUGCUUUGAUCUUGCUGAAGAGUGACAUGAUAAUGAAGUACAUGGGACUGAAGCUGGGCCCAGCCCUGAAGCUCUGCUACCACAUUGAUAAACUGAAACAGAGCAAAUACUAAACCAAGAUGUGAACGGGAGCAGAACGAGCAGAUGACAAGUCAUUGUUUUAUUUUUAUUUUCUUUCUGUGAAAGUGCACCAGCACUCUGAAAUACUUCCUACUA